CCGUUGUAGAAUUUCUCGUCGAAGAAAAUGUUGAUCGUAUCCAUACCACUGCCUAGUUGAUUUGUCUACAAAAUUACAAAGUCAGAUGAUCAAAAUGUUCUGGGAAGUAUGUCUUUCUGAUGUUCGUUACGUCGAUUUACCUUGUACAAGUUUAGGAACAAUUCUGGCACACCAUUUAAAGUGGACCUUGUUUCAGAAAAACAAUACUGCGAGGAAUCUUACAACUAGAAUAUUUUGCCCCGACGUCUUAUCCAUAUGAUUAGUUCUACGUUCAUUUACAACUUCAAAGUAAGUGGUAAAUGUUCGUACUUGAACUUGAACUUCAGUUGAAACUUCUUUCAUCGCACGCAUAAAUUCUACUUUUGUACAGUAUCUCCAGUCGUUGUCAAAAAGACAAUUUUCUUGGUAAAAAGUUGACAGCUUGGUCGAAAAAAUACGAGACAUGUGAAACCCGUCAACGGUGAGUCAUCAGCUCUAUUUCAGCAAAACAGAGUAUCUUACUUUUCGUCGGAAUUAUGAAAAGAAAAACAAGCCCACUUUGGGACAAUGCUCACUCAACAGACCACAGUCAAGAAGAUGCGAUGACAUUGCUACAUCAGAAAUAUCGUUCGAGGAUACAGGUUUUCCCUGUGGACGGCGAAUAACCUCGUAGCCUAUAAUCCUGAUUCACGAGCACCAAUGGUAGUCGGCUGGACGAGGAAGGAAUGCGGUGUGUGGAAUACUCCUUUGUGUGCCUCAAGGACUUAUCUUCAUAGCCACGCUCGCUGCUUAAUCCGUCAUCAAACAAAUACGGCUUUGUGAUUUCUUCGUUCAAGAAAGAUCUGUAAGAUCAAUCUACGCGAUGUUGAUGCGCUUCUGGACAUCAGUGUAUCCCCGAUUUGCAGCUCGUAUGCAGCAAUGUUGUAGAAUUUUUCUUGACCAGCCAGCCUGAAGAGACAGAAACUCCGAAACCAGCGCAUCCUGUACGCAGAAGGAAACAAACUUCCGUGUGAAGGAUUGCUGAGAAUUUCCUACAUUUUUCUCUCGGACUAUUGAAAAUACCGAUAUCUCUUUCUCGCAUUGUUCUCCAGUAUGAAAAAUCCUCGUAUUCUUUAGCAAUGCUCCGCGCUUCUGUAUUUGGCAAUGCCGCGGAACACUUGGACACACCGAAAGCAGUGUCUUAAAAAACACUUACACGAUUUGCUUAGGAGCAGAGGGAGCCACUUCUGUUAUCAAAGCUGCCGAGUUGCCUUUCCAUAUCCAGAAAUUGACGGGAACAAAUGGAGGAAAUUAAGGCUCUUAGAUUUGUUGGGUGUCCAGCGGUAUUGUUUCUCGUAAGCAUCUGAUCAGAAGCAUCCCACACUAUCGCUUCCAACCUUUAUCUUCAUCCAACGUCUUCUCCUUCUAAGCUCUAAAUUCGAAGCGAGAGGACACCUCUUUCACGCAGAAAGGGCGACUCUUGUCAUAG
This is a messenger RNA of Amoebophrya sp. A25, 1447 nucleotides long. NCBI's taxonomy places the organism in Eukaryota, Dinophyceae, Syndiniales, Amoebophryaceae. The record is from the annotation of a GenBank genome assembly.